AUGGCAACAACUAAAAGCUCAACCGAAAAUUUCAGUAUGGAUGAUUUCGAUGCUCUUCUCGCUUCUCUAACUCCAGAAGAUCUUGAAAAAGUGAACGAUAUCAUCGAUCCUGAAAAUUCGUAUUUACCUGCAAGUGAACGUUGCAAGCAACAGACAACAAAGGAUCCAACUGGCCCGUAUGAUCGUACUAAACUUCUUGAAUUUCUAACUGAACAAGGAAAGAACGAGAAAGACUGGGAUCAUUACAAAUCGUAUGUUCCUGGCGAGAAGAAAGGUAAAGUCUGGCAACCACCUGCUGUUACGAAGCCAAAUCAAGAAGAAGACGAUGAAUUUCUGGUUUCAACCGAAUGGGAUGAUGUUUUAACCAAUGCGAACGAGUCAGAAAUCGUUGAACUUGCCGCUAUUCUUGGUUUUACUGGUUUAAUCAAUCAAGUUCAAUACCAUGCAGCUUUGACUGACAAAGGUUUACCAUCAACUGUCGGUGGAUGGAAUGCUGCUGCACGAAGUGAACCAUUGAGAAUAAUUCCACCCGAACCGGAUAAUACAACGGAUGUUGAAGAUUGUAUCAAGAGAGCUAAGGCGAAUGAAACCGAUUUCACACGCAUUAACAUUAACAACAUCAAAGAAGUGAAAGCUGACGUUUUGAAAGAAUUACUUAACUCCUUAAAAGAAAAUACGCAUGUUGAAACACUUGAAAUGGCGAAUGUUGGAAUGACAGAUGCUGUUGGUCGAGUGCUUGCCGAGCUUCUCGACGCUAAUUCAACUUUGAAAACUGUCAAUGCUGAAUCAAAUCGGUUAACAGGUUUAGUUAUCAGUGAAAUUGUACGAGGCACAUUGAAAAACCAAACAUUACUGGAAUUGCGUCUCUCAAAUCAACGUUCUCAAAUUCUCGGCAAUCGAGUUGAAAUGGAAGUUGCUGAUGCUAUCGCACAAAACAAUACACUUCUUCGUUUAAACUUACAAUUCGAUACUCUUGGACCACGUGUUCGUGUUACUGAAAAACUUAAGCAAAAUCUGGACGCUUUACGUCAAAAACGUAUUAGCAAUAAAUGA
Molecule: messenger RNA, 1053 nt
Organism: Adineta ricciae
Lineage: Eukaryota; Metazoa; Rotifera; Eurotatoria; Adinetida; Adinetidae
Source: the annotation of a GenBank genome assembly